Molecule: messenger RNA, 327 nt
Organism: Helobdella robusta
Lineage: Eukaryota; Metazoa; Annelida; Clitellata; Rhynchobdellida; Glossiphoniidae
Exons: 4
Biological process (GO): mitotic cell cycle checkpoint signaling; response to ionizing radiation; double-strand break repair via homologous recombination
Cellular component (GO): SOSS complex
Molecular function (GO): DNA binding
Source: RefSeq, a predicted model, not a curated record
AUUCGUGACAUUAGACCAAAUUCCAAAAAUCUGGUUGUUCAAUUUAUUGUGCUCGAUAUAGGCAAACCGACGAGGACAAAGGAUGGCCAUUGUGUUCGUUCGUGCAGAGUGGCAGAUAGGACAGGUUCGAUAAACAUUUCGAUCUGGGACGACAUUGGGGAGCUACUCCAACCUGGUGACAUCUGUCGACUCACAAAAGGUUAUGGAUCUGUGUGGAAAGGAUGUUUAACACUCUACUGUGGAAAAGGUGGAGACCUGUACAAACUUGCAGAAUUUGCAAUGUUAUUCAGUGAACUUCCAAACAUGAGUGAUCCAUCAGCUGAUUUC